Messenger RNA from Pectinophora gossypiella (pink bollworm), 5949 nucleotides. RefSeq names its product pyrokinin-1 receptor-like (gene Pbanr). Gene Ontology annotation, biological process: neuropeptide signaling pathway. The coding region runs from base 276 to 1688 and encodes 470 amino acids. Gene Ontology annotation, molecular function: neuropeptide receptor activity. The record is from RefSeq and is a predicted model, not a curated record. Gene Ontology annotation, cellular component: plasma membrane. The transcript is spliced from 6 exons. NCBI's taxonomy places the organism in Eukaryota, Metazoa, Arthropoda, Insecta, Lepidoptera, Gelechiidae.
AGUAGCGGCCUAACCGCGGUACCAACCCGACGUUUCAUCAUUGUGACGUCAGUAUCGUGCGCAGUUUUUCCAAUUUUCCCCACUUUAUAAGUGAAACUUAUCUAGUUAUCCCCUCAUUUGUGUGCAAGUGUCUACUCUAGUGCCCUGUUUAGUGUAAACAUUAAAGGAUGCAUGAAAACAGUUGAACAACAAGUUUGUGGAUGCGCUCAAAAGUUUACAGGAGCCGCUCGAAUAUUUUUUCAAAGUAAAGAAUGUGGAGACACAACCGGUGAGCGAUGGAGCUAGACUAUGAUGACCUGGCGGCAAACGUGUCUAAUGUGACGGUGAAGGCGGCGGCCUACCGCGAGCCGGAGUCACUCGACCUGCUCGUGCCGCUGACGGUCACAUACUCCAUCAUCUUCGUCGCUGGCAUCCUCGGCAACACCAGCACUUGCGUCGUCAUAGCGCGCAACCGCUCCAUGCACACCGCCACCAAUUUCUACCUCUUCAGCCUCGCCAUAUCCGACCUCAUCCUCCUAGUAUGCGGCCUCCCCAUCGAACUCCACCGACUCUGGAUCCCCACCACCUACCCCUUCGGCGAAGCACACUGCAUAGCGAUGGGCCUCGCGUCCGAGACCUCUGCAAACGCUACCGUCUUGACAAUAACGGCUUUCACCGUCGAGAGAUAUAUAGCCAUUUGUCGACCGUUCAUGUCGCACACGAUGUCGAAAUUAUCGAGAGCUGUGCGAUUUAUCGUCGCUAUAUGGGUGUGUGCGUUAUGCACGGCUGUGCCUCAGGCGAUGCAGUUCGGCAUCGUGUCGUAUAAAGAAAACGGACAGAAUGUGAGUGCGUGUACUGUGAAAGGACACGGUGUGCACCAAGUGUUUGUUGUGUCUAGUUUCGUGUUUUUCGUAGUGCCUAUGUCGGUGAUAUCUGUGUUAUAUGCGUUGAUAGGAAUUAAAUUGCGUACGUCACGAGUGUUGCAUCCAGCCAAGAAACUGUCGGUUGAGAGUAAUGAUCGCUCGAACAGAAGUGUGCGGUAUAGGAAUGGUGCAUCACAGCGACGGGUCAUCCGUAUGUUGGUGGCUGUGGCGCUGUCUUUCUUCGUGUGCUGGGCGCCAUUCCACGUCCAGAGGCUUCUCGCUAUCUAUGGGAAGAGCUUGGAACAUCCAAGUGAUAUGUUCUAUCAGGUGUACAUCGUGCUGACUUACCUGUCUGGUGUGCUGUACUACUUGUCGACUGCCAUCAACCCCUUCCUCUACAAUAUCAUGUCUAAUAAAUUCCGCAAUGCCUUCAAGGUCACGUUGUCGUCAUGGUGCGGGCGAAAAAGCGUGCCAGGAUUGGGGCGAACAUACAGCGCUCUACUCGCGUCACAACGAGCGCGCGUUCCAGGGGGCGCGGUGUCAGAGCGCGUGCGCGGGCCGCGACGGCUGUGCCGGCUCGCCACUGCCACCACGCAGCUGUACGACGCGCCGGCGCGAGCGCAGUGUAUGAACGGGCGUGACUUGUCGACUGUGAGCGAGUCUCCGAACGGGAACGGGCACUGGACUCACGCGUGGAAGCUCAGGAUGAACGAGCCUUCGGACUCCAUCGGGUCUCCUCGCAGCAUCAGCAACUCGAGUCUGCGGGAAGUCGACGAAGAGUUGACAGGAGAAGAGCUGGCUACGUACAUGUACCAGGUCAACUGUGAUAUAGGUGGACUCACCUGACCCGACACGACGGUGUAGCUACCUAUUUUGUGUAGCGUUAGCGCGUGAAGAUUUGAAACUCAUAGCACUCCUGUGUCAGUCUUGGACACUUUUGAUACUGUCAGUUAGAACUUGCUUCCAAGAUUUGAUAUUCACUACUAUGAUAAUUAUGUGUUUUAGGUGCAGUAGAGAAUAUUAAAACGUAAAUUGCAUUAGAUAAAGUGCGUUCUUCGUUCCCGCUCGUCCUAAACGUUCUUGCGUGAAACAGUUGAUAAAAAUUGUUAAUGUUGGCUUUAGAAUGAAUUCCAGUGAAAAUAGAUUUAUCAAGUGCGAUGUAUUUUAUAAAUACAUCCUCAACAAACCUGAGUGAUCAUACAAUGGUGGGAAAAAAUGUAUAUACGUAUACGUAUGUAAUAAUAUAUUACCAGUGAUGAAUGGUAUUUUUAUAAUAAUAUGUGAUCUAAUGUGUUGCUGUUUUUUGUACAUGAAUGACUAUUUUAAAAUAAACACAAUUUCUCAUUGCGACACAUUCAACUAUGUAAAUAAUUAAUAUAAAAAACAAAGUACUUAUAAGAAAAAACAAAUUAAAAUUUUCGCCUUAAAUAAAAAAAAACUUUGUAAGAAAUUCACGACAAAAGAUGUUAUUUACGAGUAUCUCUGUCAGACGCUUGAACUUUUAAUUGCUAAUUGAAGUUCUGGAUAACUGCAAUUUAUUUCAAUAUUUCAGAGGAAAAUUUAGUUAUGUUUGAAAAUAACCGAGAACUUCUGUUGUAUUCGAUUUGGAAUCAGAGUCACAAAAUUUCAGUUAUUAUUUCGUUAAUAUUAAGAAAUAACUUUAAUAUGGCUGUUAAAGUUACCAAUUAUAAGUGAUAUUUUAGUGUUGUAGGUUACAAGGCAUAAAAAUAGUAGGUAGUCAAUUAUAAAAUUGCUUAAAAAAUUGCCUCAACGUUUUGGGCCUGUCUUGCCACACGAGUACAAUACUCGCAUGGAAAAGCAUUCUAUAGAAAAUAUAAAUAUUAUACAGAUCACCUAUAUACCAUACAUACCUCAAUAUCCAGAUGAAAAAGCAUUUAAGAUCAAUAACUAAAAGCCCCCGCUCCGCCGACAGAACAUUUGAAUAAUUUAUUUUUCGUUUGCAUAAGACAUCUGUGACAGAAAGUGACGUUCUCGAAAGAAAUUCGAGACCCUUCGAGACAAAUUAAAAUUCUUCUACCCAACUUAGUUGGUCGCUAUUGACAAGGGUAAAGAGACUGGUGACACAGUCUUUCACCGAAAUUUCAGUAACACUGAUUUGGGGUAAAAUUGAAUUGGUUAUGCAAGAUUAAUCCUUUCUUAAGAAUUUGUAUUGCAAAUCGGUCAUUUACUCUGAUGGAUGAAUAAAUGGUAAAACAUCUUUUAAAUAGGAAUGGGUGGCGCCAUCUAGCGGGUUUUGAAGAAACCAUCGUAUAACGAUAGAGGGUACAUAUACAUGAACAAAAACUGUCUUGAAAAUCAUGUCAUAUCUCAGAGUCAUGUAGUUAUCACGUUUCGAAGAUAUGAGGGUUGGAAGAUCGUAAGAUUUUAAAAAGAAAACUAACAAUCCACUGGCAUUAUGCCAACCUCCAUAGUAAAAAGUUGGGAUCCCUUACUUUUAAUGAUUUAUUAGAAGGUCAGCUACAACAGUGCGAUUAUUAUUAAAGCAUUGUUUUUUUCAAAUAUAGAUGAAGUAUAACGAAUGAACCUUUCGAUUAUAAAGUUAUGACAUUAAGCUGCUUGCUACCUUACUCGAAUAAUAAAUAUUAGGCAGGUAGGUAUCUCAAGUUAGUUUUAAUGUAGUUAGCAAACAAAAUUGUAGCGUUUGUGUUUAUAACACUAUACUUAUGUAAGAAAUUACAAUAAAUCUCUUUUGUUUCAAGUGUAGCUUUUUAGAAUCGUGGGUCUUUUCCAUUUUUGUUUUCUAGGCGGUUUUAGCAAGGUUCCCAGGUCAUCGCCACGUGCAGUAAGAUGAAGGAUUAUCGCCAAUAAAAAUAUUAGUUUGAAAACUAAAACCCAACUACGGAAAAACGAUGAAACAAGAAAAUUAUAAGUUUUCAAACUAAAACCCCACUAUAGAAAAAUCACGCUCUGAAACGUAUGAAACAAGAAAAUAAAAGGUAUAUUUUUAUGAAAUUCUUCCGAAUACUUAGUGAUGUUUAGAAGAUAGCCGUGGUCGUAUGGAAAUCUGUCCUAAGACUUUGUUUACCACGGCUAUCUCCUAAACAUCACUAGUAAUGAAAAGCGAGAAUCGUGUGAGAAAUGUACGUGGGAAUAACUGAAUCAUUGUUUCGCACAAAAUGUCAAGUGAUUUCAGUUGGAAUUUACAUGAUGAAACUGAAAUAACUUCUGUGUAUAGAAAUGAGUAAAUAUUUUCCCGCCUUGCCGCAUUGUUUCCCCACGCAUUUCAACAUAUUUAUAUUUGGAAUAAGAAAUACUUUUUUAACUACAACGUACCGUAAGAGAAGUAUAGAAGUCAUCACUAAUUUAAGAGCCACGCUCUUGUCGGUGUAGCAUUCCAUUGCUUCUUUUUAGGGAAAAUAUACGAGUAGAGCAUCUAUCUCGCCUUCUGCCCACUUCGCUCUGUAGUAUAGAAGUACACAGGCAAAAACAAAAUACGUUAUAAAUACCCUGAAAUCACUUGAUAUGACAUGUAAUAUUACCUACCUGUCGGAUAACACGUAUGGUUGAGUAAUAGAAAAAUAGCUUAGCUUUUAUUUUUUUCUACAGUGUCUCAUAAUGGUUUGCAAAUUGUUGAACAAAUGCAUUUCUGAACGUUUAAAACUGUUUAAAAUACAUUUGUUGAAUGUAGACUAGAUAAAGUUUCCGAUCGACGUUUGGAUUCGCUUUCCCAACUUUUUCCUGAGUUAUUGCCUUUCGAUGUUAAAGUGGCGGCCUAACUAAUCGGUAUUGAACUCUAUAAUAAAUGGUGCUGCAUUUUAGUGGUUAUCCAGUUUUUGUGAAUAAAAUGUGAGGGUGUGUUUGUGCUCGAUCUGAUAAGCGGUGCAUGGCCGGGUAUAUCCGGUGGUUUAUUUAUUGGCCUCCAGGGUUAUUUAUACUCUAUUCACACUUGUUUAUGUUGCGCGAAGUUGGAAACUGCAUUUAAGUACUAUUCAAAUGUUCUGCUUUUGGUAUCGCAAAGUCAUGGAGUCUUCUGAUUUCAGUUUAAAUGUCGACUUUUUUCCUUUCGCAUUAGGUAUGCUACCUACUUUAUAAUGCAGUUUGUAAAAUGAGAAAAGUAUUGCCUUUAAGUCUCUUUGCACGUAACUGGUGUUAACACGUCCUUAUGUUAAUUUAAUGUGUGAAAUGUUGGGCUUUACCUGCUUCGCGUCAAAUCCGGCUUUGGGUAAAUUGUUCAGAAGUAAACUCGACUUAUUCUGCUUAAUACUCAAGACGAUUUCGUACACAUGCCUAAAGUAUAUCAGAUUUACAUCAUAAUUGUACAUAAUAAUAAAGUAUAGGUAUGUUUAUUUUGUAAUAAGUUGCCUUGCCAAGUAUGUGCUAAGCACAAUUAUUGAUUUAAGUUGAUUGUCAAAUGGUUGUAAAAUAAUAAAUUUUACAGCUUCAAUGAGUAACUAUAUAACGUAAUUUGAUUGAGUGUAUACUAUAUAAGUAAUAAAGUUAUUGUAUUGGUAUGUGGAAAAAAAAUACAGAACAGUGAAUAUUGGUGGAUUGAUUAUAUUACUCAUAAAAUUGGUUCACACCACGCAGUUGACACAUUCUGGCAACUUAAACGUUUACAGUUUUUCGAUAAUUUUUUUGAGCUUUACCGUAUAACAAUAACGCCAUUUUCGCUUAAGGUAUGAAUGCCGUCUGAAGAAAACCAUUUAAUCGUAUUUGUUUUAGCUCAUCACAAAUUGCAAUGUUCUCCAGACCAAGACAAUCAUCCCACUUAAACCGACGCCUUACAUAGCAAAAAAUUGUAUUCGAAUAGUUAUUAAAACUCAUCGUGGUUGUUGAAACAUUCGUGAAUGUAUGCCAAUGUUUGUCAACAUCUGUGUGGGAACACAUUAAUGUUAACUUUAAUGCAUUUGAAAUGUCCUUUUCGUUUAAAAUAGCGUGUAUAUACUUAGGUUAUUUCACUGUAUAGUUUCUAAUGGUUUGUAGGUAUAAUAAUAUUAAUUUUGGUAAAAAAUAAAAAUUAAAUUAAAUUUGUAAAUAGAAACCAAAAAUAUUUUUAUUACUCAAUAAGUUUUAUGAAUAAAAAUGGAAGUGACUAUGUAAUAUAUUGUUAGAAUAAUAUUGAAUUGCAGAUCAAUAAAUGCAUACU